Messenger RNA from Nerophis lumbriciformis (worm pipefish), 5655 nucleotides. The record is from RefSeq and is a predicted model, not a curated record. Lineage: Eukaryota; Metazoa; Chordata; Actinopteri; Syngnathiformes; Syngnathidae.
AUGUCGUCUUGGCUCGGCGGAAUCGGAUCCGGCCUCGGCCAGUCGCUCGGCCAGGUCGGCGGGAGCCUGUCGUCCUUCACCGGGCAGCUCUCCAACUUUACCAAAGAUAUGUUGCUGGAGGGAGUGGAAGAAGUUGGAGAUGCCGCCACAGAGCUGCAGUUGUCCAAUUCCAAGCUGGCUGACUUGGAGGCUGCCCUUUCCUCUUCAAAAUUUGAGUGUGAAAGGUUGAAGAAGAUCCAGGCCGAGCUAGAAGAGAAGCUGGAGGCGUCAGAGAUCCAAAUCAAGCAGCAGUCUGCCGAAUACAGGACGCUUCUGCAGCAGAAAGACGUGGAGAUAAGUCACCUAAAGGCUCGACAAAGCGGCCUCCAGGAGGACGUCCAGAAUCUUCAGCGCUCAGCCCAGUCCGCAUCUGCUGGCCCUGCCUUGUUGCCCGUCACCACGACGUCUGCCGGCAGUGUCGCCGCGUCUUCCUUCCUGUCCCGACCUUCCGCGUCCCACCACGGCUUCCAUGGAGAUGACAUGGACCUCAGUGAGGUUAUUUCAUCCCAGCAGGAGAUCAACCGACUGUCCACCGAGGUGUUGCGACUGGAGGCGGAGGUGACACACUGGAGGCGCAUUUCACAGGUGUCGACAGCAGUGGGGGCAGGUAACACUGAGCAGGGUGAGAUUCUCAAACUGCAAAGAACAGUUGAGGAGCUACGUGACGAGCUAAUCCGCCAGGUUGACGAGCACCAGCAUGAGCUCGCCACCCUGCAGGACGCUCAACGCCAGAAGAUGUCCGACCUUAUUCGGUGCCACCAGGAGGAACUGACUGAGUACGAGGAGAGAAUCGAGGAACUAGAAGAGCAGCUGCAGAAUGGUGUCUCUCCAGCCAGCUCCCCAUUAUCAAACCCGUCUAAAGAGCUGGAGCUUCAGACCACUGUUGAGGCCCUGGGCAAGACCGCCGAUGAGCGGGAGACCCAGCUGUCCGAGGUAUGCGCUGAACUGGUGGCGGCGCGACAGGACCUGGCAUCGCUGCGCUCGGAGAGGGACGACGCCCAGGAGGAGAACUCUGCCCUGCUGCAGAACUACGCCCGGCUGCAGUCCUCCGUGGACGAGCUUCAGGCUAGGGUGCGUGAGCAGGAGGGGAAGUCUGUACAGAAAGCCCAGCUAGAGCACGAGAUCCAAGUACUGAGGCACAACCUCGCUGCUGCCGAAAUGGAAACUGAGAAACUGAAAAGCCGGGUUGAGGCAGAACCGAAGGAGGAAGUGGAGCAUGCGGAUAUCUUAGAACUGAACACUAUGAUCAGCAAACUAAGAAAAGAGAACGAGGUCCUAGAGGCAGAAAAGGUCAGUCUUCAUGAGAAACUAGGCACCGGCGUGGAUGGCGCAACUCGACCAGCUGACACCGAAUUGAUGGAAGACCUGAGGAAGGCGCUGGAGAGACAAGAGAAGACCCUGAAGGCCACAGAAGAGGAACGUGACACCCUGCUGAAUGAGUUAGAGGAGCUGGACCGGCAAAACCAGGAGGCCACGCAGCAUCUGAUCUCUGUGAAAGAUCAGCUAAAGAAUGCCGAGGCAGAACUUGGUGCCACCAAAGAACGGAAUAGUGGACUGGAGCAGGAUCUGGUGGCUCAGAAAGAGAAGCUUAGCAAGAGCGCAUUCACGCUCAACGACCUGCACAUGAGCAAACAGCAGUUGGAGGGCGCCCUCCGGGAGCUGAAGGACAAACUGGCACAAGCUCAAGAACAGAGCAAGGAGGCCCGAAGAGAAACAUUAGAGCUGAAGAAAAACCUGUCUGCGGCAAAAGAAGAGCUUUGUCAGGCGGAAAGGACAAGAACUGAAGAAUGCGAGCGAGCGGCUAAACACAGAGAAGUUUCGGACCUCCAAAGAGAGCUGGAGAAAGUGACGUCGGAGGGCUUUGAGCUGAAGAUGGAGAACGAGAAGUUGAACGAGGCUGUGAGGAAAGCAGAGGACCAUUUGAGGGAAAGCCAGAUGGCGGCGAGCAGGACGUUGCGGGAGAAGGACACACGCAUCGAGGCCCUCAAGCUCGAGAAAGACCAGCUGGACGGCGAGCUGCAGCGAGCCGAGAGCUCGCUCAGAGAAGGAGCCAAACAGUACCAGCGCACGGUCGACGAGCUGAGUCGAGCUCACUCCAUGGAUGCAUCGGCUCUGCAGAUGGAGCACGAGCGAGCUGUCAAGCUUAACCUCGAGAAGGACACGGAGAUUGCUCAGCUACACCGUGACAUGGAGCAGAUGGUGGCCGACCACCGGGACACCAAUGAAAUGCUUGCCAUCACUGUCGCCGGGCAGAAGCAGCUGACCGACUUGCUCCAGGAGAAGGAUGCCUUCGCCGAGACGCUAAAGCAGAAUGCUGCGGAAGCGCAGGCCGAGCUGGAGACGAGCGUUGCAGAUGCCCGGAGAGAGGCCGACAUGCUCAGACAAGUGAUGGAGGAGAAGGACAGGCAACUGGCUGGCAUGAAGGAGGACAACAGCCACUUGCAAGAGGAACUGGACCGCGUGCGGGAUCAGCAGAGCAGACCUCCGCGUACCCUAGACAUAAUCACCGAGCUGGAGGCCGAAAUCACCCAGCUCAAGUCAUCAGGAAGCGGCCUGGAGAAGGAAGUGCGAGAACUCAGGCGAAGCUUGGACGAACGACAGGCAGCACUUCUCAACGCUCAGAGUGAGCUAGAGCAGGCCUCGCUCAACUUCGACAGGCUCCUCCGGGCCAAGGACCAGGAGCUCACUGAAGUGCGGCAGACGCUGGAUACUCGAAGUCCAACAGAGUCCCAGACGGACCGGGAUGACAUCAUACUACAGGAAGACAAGACAGUGUCCCUGAACCAGGAGAACGGCAACGAGAAGCAUGACCUCUCCAAAGUGGAGCUGGAACGACUGGUGAAAGGCAUGAAGGAGAAGGAGACGGAAAUCAGCCAGCUGAAUGAGAAGAACCUGUCUCUCACUAGGGAGCUGGACCAAUUGGCAGUGUCCCGUGACGAAGUGGGGAAGCUCUCCCAAGUGAUUCUGCAGAAGGACUUGGAGAUCCAGGCACUUCACGCACGAGUCACUAUGGGUGGCGGCGGUCAGGACGUCCUCUUCCUGCAGCAGCAGCUGCAGGCCUACGCCGUGGAGCGGGAGCAGGUUCUUGCUGUGCUCAACGAGAAGACCCGAGAUAACAGCCAGCUCCGCUCCGACUACCACCGCCUCAUGGACAUUAUGGCAGGCAAGGAGGCGGCGCUGCUGAAGUUGCAGCAGGAAAACCAGCGGCUCUCCAACUCGGGCGACCCCUCAGGGAACCAGGAGAUGUUUAAGGAGACCAUCCAGAAUCUCUCGCGCAUCAUCCGGGAGAAGGACAUCGAGAUCGACGCGCUGACACAGAAGUGCCAGACGUUGGUGACUGUGCUGCAAUCGUCGGGCGGCGACACUGGCGCCGGCGGUGUCAGCAGCAACCAGUUCGAGGAGCUAUUGAAGGAGCGUGACACUCUCAAGCAGCAGGUGAAGAAGAUGGAGGAAUGGAAGCAGCAGGUGAUCACCACUGUCAAGAACAUGCAGCAGGAGUCGGGGCAGCUUCAGGAGGAGCUGGUCAACCUCAAGGCUCAGGUGUUGGCCGAUGGAGACGCCGGUUCCAAACUCUCCGCGGACUACGCCACGCUAAUCCAGAGCUACGAGCACAAGGAGCAGCGACUGGGCAGCCUGAGUAUGGAGCUGGCCCAGGUUCAGCAGACCCUCAGCCAGCUCAGCACCACAAAGGAUCAUCUGUUGGGCCGUCUCGACCAUGCGGCUCCCACAAGCAAAGCGGAGAUGAACGAGGACCUGACGUCACUUCGAACCCAGCUCGCAGAGCGGGAGAACCUGAUCCGGACCCUCCAGGAGAACAACCACCGGCUUUCCUGCUCAGCCUCCUCCUCAGAGAGCGAGCAACGGAACCAUGCCGCUGAGGUCCAGCAGGUCCGAGCCAGCCUGGAGGCGCUACAGAGGUCCGUUCGGGACAAGGACCUCCUCAUUAAGAGUAAAGGUGACCAACUGACUCGAGUGGGUGAAGCGCUGCGCAACCGCGAGAGCGACAACGAGGUUCUGAAGCAGGCAGUCACCAAUUUGAAGGAGCGCGCCCUCAUCCUGGAGAUGGACGCCAAGACGCUGAAGGAAGAGAACGAACGAGUGGCGGCGCGCUCGCGCGAGAAGGAUUCUGAGUUCCGAGCGCUGCAGGAGACCAACAUGCAAGUGUCCAUGCUGCUGCGUGAGCGUGAGUUUGAACUUGGUGCUAUGAGGGACAAAGCUGCCACUGUGGAGAAGAUGCUCAAAGACAAAGAACAGGGUAAUUCAGGGGAGCUCAAUCAACUCCUGAAUGAAAUCAAGUCCAUGCAGGAUAAAGCGGUGGCAUUCCAGCAGGAGCGGGACCAGGUGAUGAUGGCGCUCAAGCAGAAACAAAUGGAGACAACGGCGUUACAGACCGAGCUUCAGCACGUACGUGACAAAGAGCAACGUCUGAACCUGGAGCUGGAGAGGCUACGCAACCACCUGUUGGAGAUCGAAGACUCGUACACGCGGGAGGCCCUCGCCGCCGAGGACCGUGAGACUGAUCUUCGGCGGCGAGUGGCCCUGCUGGACGAGCGGCUGGCCACGUCCUCCAGCGCUGUGGAGAGUGCUAGCCAACAGGCCAGCAUGCAGGUGGAGUCUCUGCAGGAACAGUUGAGCUGUGCGGUUAAGCAGCGGGAUGACGCCCUCCUGCAGCUCGGGACCUCCCAGGAGCAGGUCAAACAAUAUGCCAUUUCCCUCUCCAACCUACAGAUGGUGCUAGAGCAGUUCCAACAAGAGGAGAAAGCCAUGUACUCUGCAGAGCUGGACAAGCUCAGGAAAGAGAAGGAGGAGUGGCAAAGGAAGGCGGACAAGCUAGAAGAUCAAGCGUCUGCUCUUCAGAUAAACUUGGACGAAGCUAACGCGGCUCUAGAUUCAGCGUCUCGCCUCACCGAUCAGCUGGAUUUCAAGGAGGAGCAGAUCGAGGACCUGAAGCGGCAAGUGGAUGUGAGACAAGAGAUGUUGGAAGAGGCCCAGAAGAAACUAAUGAACCUGUUGAACAGCACGGAGGGCAAGAUUGACAAGGCCCUUAUGCGUAACCUGCUCCAGGGCUACUUCCACACGCCCCGAAACAAGCGCACGGAUGUGCUGAGGCUCAUGGGUAGUGUGCUGGGUCUGGGCCAAGAGGACAUGGAAAAGAUGCUGGAGGAGGACACGACCCGUGGUGUGAGCGGCUGGGUGUCGAGCUGGCUCGGCGGCCGGGGGGCACAUAGCGUCCCCAAUACUCCUCAGAGGCCCAACAGCGGACAUAACUUGAACACGUCCUUUUCAGAGAUGUUUGUCAAGUUCCUGGAAACCGAAUCGACACCCUCACUCCCCCCACCCAAGCUUCCCGUCCUGGAUAUCAAGCCUCUGGGCCCCCCACCCUCAAGGAAAAUGCCCACGACUGGUGCGACGGCAGCUAGUAAGACGAGCAACCCCUUCCUGGCUCCACGCUCUGCCGCCGUACCCCUAUUGGGGACUGGCACCAUCACCCCCGGCGGCCCGGGCGGGCACCUAUUGAUGAAACCCAUCUCGGACGCUUUACCCACCUUCACACCUGUGCCCGUGUCGGCCGAGGCAAGCGGUGGCGCCGUACUCAAGGACCUGUUGAAGCAGUGA